This is a messenger RNA of Conger conger (European conger), 4547 nucleotides long. RefSeq names its product TLE family member 3, transcriptional corepressor a (gene tle3a). NCBI's taxonomy places the organism in Eukaryota, Metazoa, Chordata, Actinopteri, Anguilliformes, Congridae. Gene Ontology annotation, biological process: regulation of DNA-templated transcription; negative regulation of canonical Wnt signaling pathway. The record is from RefSeq and is a predicted model, not a curated record. Bases 664 to 3045 code for a protein of 793 amino acids. Gene Ontology annotation, molecular function: transcription corepressor activity; protein binding. Gene Ontology annotation, cellular component: nucleus; transcription regulator complex. The transcript has 21 exons.
GCGAGUGUACUGUCUGUGUGUGGUAUAGUGAGCGCGGUGGAGCGACGGGGGAAGGAGAACGGAUACGGUUAGCAAGAUAGCGAAAUACAACGUCAUACUUCAAACAAUUUUAACAUUUUUUAACUUUAACGUACGGGUUCGGACUUAUUUGGGGAUUCCGCAGGCAUUUGUUCGAGUUACAACUGGCAACAUAGGAGUUUGCUUUCAACAAGAGCGUCUCAAUCGCAUGGUACCUGACCUACACUCGGAUAGACACUCCGAAUCUCUUCUGCCUGUGUCAGCCGACCGUGAUCACUCGGGAGGAAAAAACUGGCUCUGAUCGGGAGAUGUGUAUACUGGUUGGUCUGGGGCAAUACUGUUGUCAUUGUUUGGCAAUGAACGGAACAUUUUGAAGACGCAGCGGUGGGGCGGAAAUAUUGUUCUGUUCAUUAUCGUGGAGGACAGGACUCCUUGGGAGACGCAGUCAUACUCCCAGGAUAAAGAGCUUACACGCACACAUACGGAUCGAAAGAGCCGUGGACUGGCCCCGAGGACUGGGCUUUGUGUCCGAGCGCCUGUGUGUGCAGGGAAGGGUGUCGGGCCAUCAUCGCUCACCUACUCGGAUUACUAAAAUAUAGCAAACUACAUUUCUUGGAUUUCCAAUUAAAAAAGGAUACACUCACGAUGUAUCCACAGGGCCGGCAUCCGGCACCUCACCAGCCUGGUCAACCGGGGUUCAAAUUCACUGUUGCAGAGUCUUGCGACCGGAUCAAAGACGAGUUUCAGUUCCUGCAAGCCCAGUACCACAGUCUUAAGGUGGAGUACGACAAGCUGGCCAACGAGAAGACUGAGAUGCAGCGUCACUACGUUAUGUAUUACGAGAUGUCUUACGGGCUGAAUAUCGAGAUGCACAAACAGACGGAGAUUGCCAAACGGCUCAAUGCGAUCCUCGCUCAAAUUAUGCCUUUUCUGUCACAAGAGCACCAACAGCAGGUUGCUCAGGCAGUGGAGCGUGCCAAGCAGGUGACCAUGACCGAGCUGAAUGCCAUCAUCGGGGUACGUGGACUUCCCAAUCUGCCUCUCACCCAGCAGCAGCUGCAGGCGCAGCACCUCUCCCACGCGGCCCACGGCCCCCCCGUGCAGCUGCCCCCCCACCCGUCGGGCCUGCAGCCCCCAAUGCCCCCCGUCCCCGGCUCGGGCUCCGGCCUGCUGGCCCUCGGGGCGCUGGGGAGCCAGGCCCACCUGCCCGUCAAGGACGAGAAGAACCACCACGAGCUGGAGCACAGAGGCCAAUCAUCCUUUCACUCCCCGCUGGCGAUUCCUCUGAUCAAAGAGCGCGAGUCGAGCACGAAUAACUCUGUGUCACCGCCGGACAGCCUGCGUGCGGGCAGUGAGAAGCACCGCGGCUCCUCAGACUACAGCCUGGACUCCAAGAAGCGCAAACUGGAGGAGAAGGACAGCAUGAGCCGAUACGACAGCGACGGUGACAAGAGUGAUGACCUGGUGGUGGACGUGUCCAACGAGGAUCCCGCCACCCCGCGCGUCAGCCCCGCCCACUCCCCCCCGGAGAACGGGCUGGAUAAGCCCCGCCCCGUGAAGAAGGACGCGCCCAACAGCCCCGCCUCCGUGGCCUCCUCGGGCAGCACGCCCUCCUCCAAGACCAAGGAGCACGUCCAUGUACGUAAUGACAAGUCCACCACGCCGGGGCUAAAGUCCAACACCCCCACCCCCCGCAAUGACGCCCCCACCCCGGGCACCAGCACCACCCCGGGGCUGCGGCCCAUCGUGGGCAAGCCUCCCGGCAUGGAGGCCUUAGGUACUCACGCCUACAUGUCCCCCGCUCUGCGCACCCCGCUGUCCCUGGCGGGCUCCUACGCCGCCCCGUUCGCCAUGAUGGGCCACCCCGAGAUGAACGGCUCUCUGACCAGCCCCGGGGUGUACGCCGGCCUGCACAUCUCCCCCCAGAUGAGUGCUGCGGCCGCUGCUGCUUACGGGAGGUCCCCCAUGGCAGGGUUCGAUCCCCACCCACACAUGAGAGCCCCCGGCCUGCCUGCCAGUCUCACCUCCAUCUCAGGCGGAAAACCGGCGUACUCUUUCCACGUGAGCGCUGACGGGCAGAUGCAGCCGGUGCCCUUUCCCCCGGACGCUCUGAUUGGCCCGGGGAUCCCGCGCCACGCCCGCCAGAUCAACACGCUGAGCCACGGGGAGGUGGUGUGCGCCGUCACCAUCAGCAACCCCACCCGCCACGUCUACACCGGCGGCAAGGGCUGCGUCAAGAUCUGGGACAUCAGCCAGCCCGGGAGCAAGAGCCCCGUGUCCCAGCUCGACUGCCUGAACAGGGAUAACUACAUCCGCUCCUGCAAGCUCCUGCCGGACGGCCGCACGCUCAUCGUGGGCGGAGAGGCCUCCACCCUCACCAUCUGGGACCUGGCCUCCCAGACGCCGCGCAUCAAGGCGGAGCUCACCUCCUCCGCCCCCGCCUGCUACGCCCUGGCCAUCAGCCCCGACGCCAAGGUCUGCUUCUCCUGCUGCAGCGACGGCAACAUCGCCGUCUGGGACCUGCACAACCAGACGCUGGUCAGGCAGUUCCAGGGACACACGGACGGUGCCAGCUGCAUCGACAUCUCCCACGACGGCACCAAGCUGUGGACCGGGGGUCUGGACAACACGGUGCGCUCCUGGGACCUGAGAGAGGGCCGGCAGCUGCAGCAGCACGACUUCACCUCCCAGAUCUUCUCCCUGGGGUACUGUCCGACGGGCGAGUGGCUGGCCGUGGGCAUGGAGAGCAGUAACGUGGAGGUGCUGCACCACACCAAGCCCGACAAGUACCAGCUGCACCUGCACGAGAGCUGCGUGCUGUCGCUCAAAUUCGCCUACUGCGGUAAAUGGUUCGUGAGCACUGGAAAGGACAAUCUGCUGAACGCCUGGAGGACUCCCUACGGUGCCAGCAUUUUCCAGUCGAAGGAGUCCUCGUCCGUCUUGAGCUGCGACAUCUCGGCGGACGACAAGUACAUCGUGACGGGCUCCGGGGACAAGAAGGCCACCGUGUAUGAAGUCAUCUACUAGAGCACCGGCUGCCGUCCAGAGAUCAGCAGGACUGGGUCGGGGGGGAAGCCCACUCCUCCUCUUCCUCCUCCCCCCUCCUCCUCCUUGACUCGCCCCUCCUUCGGACUCCCAGGAUUUAGACUGCACACUGCUAGCGGGGCGGAGCCCUGCCCAGCUCCGCCCCCCCCCCCCCCCCGCUGCGGCGCCCCCCCCUCAUUGGGCUAACACUUCCUGACUGAGCGCAGUUCUUACGGCACUAGAGAAGUAAAUAUUGUCUCAGCUUUUUCUCUCCUCUUUGUUCUGUUCCUGGGAUCAUGUUGUUUUUUUUUUUUUUUUGUGUGUGUUUUUACACAAUGAGAAUGUUCCGUAACUGAACAUGAAGCGGCGCUUCAUUUUUAAACCAGGCUCACUCGCUGGAAGUCUUGUGAAAAGUGUAAAUACCGGAGUAAUAAAGACGUUUUAUAAAUAUAUCUAUUUUUUUCUGUGUCCUGGUACACUCGUGAUUGUUUUUUUUUCUUCAUGUUCUCCUCCGCUUCCUAACCUUGGGGAUGUAAAGUAGAAUAGGGCUUUUUUUUUUUGUUUCGUUUUUUAAAGAAAAGGAUCUUUUAUUUCAGCUUUUUACAAUGUCCAGGGUAAAUUCACCCGAAAAAUUGAAUGAAAACUUUUUCCCAGGAGAAGUAUUUUUGAGCCGGUCGUGGAGCUACCUGGACCUCCUCUGUGGGAUGUACUGAGUGGGCGCAGGAGGACGUGUCCGUGUGGCACCUCGCAGGCGGAGUCAAAUGACAUUGUUGUACUUUGGGUAAACUAGCUGUGCCGUGUAUGUGUCCCCUGCCCUGUGUCCUGUUUCCUGUGCUAAGUAGGCUGUCCGAGGCCCAUUGUAAGUGUACGAUAACGGGCUCCUCUCCCUCGUCCCUCUGGAGCUCGGAGACUUUUGACUCGUGCGUUUCGGUCCCGUCCCUGGACCGGGCCUGGUUCCGGACCGCGGUGGAUGUCCCCAGUUUUCGUGUGUUGCCGUCGAGUCUUUUGCGCGCCCUUGCGGGGCUCUUGGAUGCACUCUGCGCCCCCAACUCUCUGGAAUCUUCUUCAUGCAGCGGAGGAUUUUCACAUCCCUCCUCCUCCCCCCCCCCCCCCCGCUCUCCCUUGGUGUCAUGUACUGUUCCGGAAGUAGCCAAAUCUUCAGAGAGCGUGACGGGAGGGGGGGGGAGGAGUAGAUGCUCGGUGAUGUUUUCCUGCCUGCUGCCUACGAGGCCCGCGGCUGUCCACGGAGACUGUCAGUGCCUGAUAACCAGGGGAGAGUCGAGCAAGCGAAACAAAAUGGACGCCGCAGAAUCACACCUGAGGGUCCCUGUGACUGCGUGAGCGGGGCCGAGGCCGUGACUGUCGGGGUCCGAGGCGGGUUUGGGGAGCGUUCAGCUUCUGCAGCUCGGUUUGGAUUGCCCAGGUCGCCACAGCGACGCCACUACUCCCUGCCCCGUCCCGAACCUGCUCCCGCCCGCCCCCCUCCCUCCACCUCCCCAUCUCUA